Molecule: messenger RNA, 2484 nt
Organism: Klebsormidium nitens
Lineage: Eukaryota; Viridiplantae; Streptophyta; Klebsormidiophyceae; Klebsormidiales; Klebsormidiaceae
Source: the annotation of a GenBank genome assembly
AUGCAAUCUGCCAGGCGCUUCGGCGCACCUGUGCCAAAGUUCAAGUACGAGUCCCUUCGCAUGGUUUCGGAGCUUUGUUCCCCUAAUGAUUUUCUGUUCACAGUAGAUCUCAAGUCAAGCUACCACCACAUCGAUAUCUACGAGCCGCACUGGAAGUACCUCGGCUUUCAGUGGCAGGGACAGUACUACGUUUUUACACAGCUUCCGUUCGGGCUCGCUCCGGCUUGUUACGUCUUUACGAUGGUGAUGCGGCAGCUGACGAAGUCCUGGCGCGCCCGCGGCUAUCGCCUCGUCCACUACAUUGACGAAUUUUUCUUCGCCUGUCGCGAUAAGGCCGAGUUCGCCCGAGUCCAGGCUUGCGUCCUUGCCGACUUAGCUGCUGCGGGUUUGGUCGUCUCUCUUGACAAGUGCCAGCUUAGCUGCAGCCAUGUAGUCAAGUUUCUAGGCUUCGUCGUUGACACUCUCUUUGGACAGUUUCGCCUUACCGCUCUCCGCAAAGCUAAGCUUGCUGCUGCAAUCGAUUUGAGUCUUCGCGCUCCUCUAGCGGUCAAGGCAAAAGCUCUCGCUCGCAUCACUGGCUUGAUUACAUCGCUCUCUCUAGUUACAGGUCCAAUCUCUGGCCUGUUUUCUCGCUAUCUUCACCGCGCCCUCGCUUCGCGCUCCUUCUGGUACAGUAAAGUAGCGCUCGAUUCUGCAGCCGUCUCUGAGCUCCACUUUUGGAAGGAACAUCUCCCUCGUUUCGAGAGCCGGGUUAUCUGGCGAAAGCAUUCUUUGCUUCGGGUCCUGUACCACGAUGCUGAUGGCCAGGGUUGGGGCGGCCACUUAGAAAUAGGUUCUGUCCGCCACGAGGCCCACGGAGCUUGGGAAGCGCACGAGGUGCAUGGCGUUGCGUCUUCCACGUGGCGCGAGCUGACUGGCCUUCUGCGUCUCUUGCGUGCCUUCCGCCCUCUUCUCAGUGACUGCUCUGUGAUUGCCCGGGGAGACGCGCUCAACGUUUUCUCGAUUCUUUCAAAAGGAGGUUCAGCGAAGGAGCAUCUACAGACGAUUUGCCUUGAGCUCUUCUCACUGUGUUCUGAACUCCGGAUCGAACUUCGACCGGAGUGGCUCCCUCGCGAGGAGAACACGCGCGCGGACUACCUCAGCAAGAUUCGCGAUGUCGACGACUUCGGGCUUUUAGCCGAAACCUUCGCGCUUGUCUCUCGGUGCUUUGGUCCUUUUUCGGUUGACCGCUUCGCCAGCGAGCACAACGCCAAGCUACCUCGGUUCAAUUCGUUCUACUGGUGUCAGGGAGCGGAAGCUGCUAAUUCCUUCACCCAAGACUGGGGCAGCGAUCAGAUUAACUACUGCUUUCCACCUCCUGCUUUGGUCGCUCCGACCCUUCGGCAUGCGCGCGCGUGCCGCGCGCGCAUGACACUCGUUGUUUUCGGCUGGCGUUCUGCUCCGUGGUGGCCGCUGUUGCAGUGCGGCAGCGUCGCUUCCGGUCGCGGUUUUGCUCCGUUCGUCUGCGGCCAGCUUCAUUUUCCGGCGGGGCGUGAGGUGUUAGUUCCGGGGCGUGCUUCUCGCGACCGUUUCUUCGGCAAGGGGGUCCCAAUCUCUGACGUCUUUGCCCUCAACCCACUCACCGUAGCUCUGUACAUGAUGCGUCUCCUUCGGACUGCCAAAACUCCCUCCCCGUUGCUGACGUUUUUCGGCGCCGUUUACUUGAACCACUCCAUGGCCGGCCUCUCCUCCCCCACAAAUCAUCCAGUCGUCCAGAUGGCGCGCGAGGUCGCCCGCCGUCUCAAGCUUGCUGGCCUGAACCAGAAACGACCUUUUCUUGCAUCGCAAAUCCGUCGCCUUUUUGAGCUUUGGGGCGGUCCGUCUGCGAAUCUCCAUCAACUCAUGAAGCUUACUAGCAUUACCCUUUGCUUCACGUCCUUUCUCCGCUAUGACGACCUCGCAGCAAUCCAGUGGCAGCAUAUCAAGUUCUUCCCCAAGUCUCACAUGGAGCUGUUCAUCCCCGAUAGCAAGACUGACCAGUACCGCCACGGGGACUCUGUUUUUGUGGCGUGCUUGGGCGGACCUUACUGCCCGGUAGCUCUCGUCCAGCGUCUUCUUCAGACCGGCCGCUACAGCGUCUUCGGUCCUGGCCCGCUCAUCCGUUCGACGCUCAUCUGCCCCCCCGAGCAGCGCCUCAAGUCUUCUGCCCCUUGCUACUCUACCGUCAAUGCUUGGUUUAAGGAGAACGCGUCACUGCUUGGACUCGAGCCAAAAUUUUACGGCACUCACUCUGGCCGACGCGGCGGCGCAACCGGCGCGGCCGCGAACGAUGUUCCUGACCGCCUGUUCAAGGGGCACGGCCGCUGGCGCUCUGAGCGCGCGAAAGACGGUUACGUAAAAGAGAAGCUUCAGGCUAAGCUUGCUGUAACCCGCAACCUCGGCCUGCAAGAAGACAUUCCCAUUGCACAAUUGCGCGCAUUCGAACGCGAGGCGCGGCUGAUUUAG